This is a messenger RNA of Knipowitschia caucasica, 510 nucleotides long. The record is from the annotation of a GenBank genome assembly. NCBI's taxonomy places the organism in Eukaryota, Metazoa, Chordata, Actinopteri, Gobiiformes, Gobiidae.
AUGGAGGACGCGGGAGUGGACAGUAGCCUCACUGCAUGGACCAUCAACUACCUCUCAGACCGACCACAAGAGCUGACCCUGGACGAGCCCCCCCAGACCUGCUGGACCGGUCUGUGUGGAUUCCCACAACUGGUCACUCAGGUCCAUGUGCUCAGUGCAGAAGGAUUACAGGGACAGGACAACAACGGAGCAGUAGACCCGUAUGUGAUCAUCUCGUGUGAGGGGGAGAGGGUGCGGUCUCCGGUUCAGAAAGACACUCGUUGCCCAAACUUCGACAUCAAAGGAGUUUUCUAUCGCAAGAAACCCAAGGAGGCUAUUCACAUCGAGAUCUAUAACCGGAACAUGUUGGUGGACACGUUCUUGGGGCAGGUGGUGGUGUUUGGAGACCCCAGUGAUCGACAGGAGCAGCACAGCCUUCACCUGCGAGACCGAGGGACCCGGCAGGAGAGCGACCUGCCCGGGACCCUCACAGUCCGCCUCUGCACCUCCACCACCCUCACCAACAUCUGA